GCAAUGAUUGUGACCUCACUGUCAGUAGAUGAUUUAAUCAGCGUUGUGCCAGUGAUUAUUUUCAUGCUUACCCAGUGGUCAAGUGAUGUGCUCCCCCAGCCUCUGUGCGCCACCUCAGCGCUUAUGUAUUUAUUCCAGGGCAUUUCUGGCAACCUGAAAGCAUCUCUUAUAGUUUCUUACAACUUCUGCACCGUCAGCAAAACUGUGACGAUGAGCCGCAGCACUUCCAAACGACCAGUGAGCAUGAUGUGGGCCGUUCUCACCAUUUGGAUUGUCAGUUUGCUAAUCUGCAUUUUGCCUCUCUGUGGCUGGGGCAGCUAUAUCCCCACCUCUUGGGGCUGCUUCAUUGACUGUGCUAGUUCCUACAUCCUGUUUUUAUUUGUUGUCUACUCCCUGUGCUUUUGCCUUCUCACAGUGCUUUCUGUCCCUCUGACUUACCAGCUGUUGUGUUCAGAUGAGCAACAGCAGUUAUACAUUGAUUACCAGGAAAUCUCUCGAGGCUAUGUCACCCCUGCAACACCUGCAGGCUGCAGUACUGCUACCCCAUCUCUGUCACCAGAGGACCCUGUGGAUAAGACCCUGAAGCAUUUCCAAAAUGCAUGUGCCAGCUCAGAGGCAGUUUUCAGGAAAGGUGUGGCUGAGAGCAGUGGACUCAAGCCCCAUUGCGUGAACAACAUACAGAGCAGGAGCUUCACAGUGGGGUUUGCCCAGAAACGAUUCUCACUGAUUCUUGCACUGACAAAAGUCAUUCUCUGGCUUCCAAUGAUGAUACAAAUGUUUGUCCAGCACAUCAUCGGUUUUCAAAGCCUUUCAUUCGAAACCCUUAGCUUUCUGCUGACUUUGCUGGCUGCCACCGUCACCCCAAUAUUUGUCCUGUCAGAACACUGGAUCCACCUGCCCUGCGGCUGCAUCAUUAACUGCAGGAGAAACGUGUAUGCUGUGUCUUCAGAAGAACUCAAAAGUAAGUAUAGGAGGCUGACUCGCAGCUGGAAUACAUCUUGCA
Molecule: messenger RNA, 1003 nt
Organism: Struthio camelus australis
Lineage: Eukaryota; Metazoa; Chordata; Aves; Struthioniformes; Struthionidae
Source: RefSeq, a predicted model, not a curated record